Molecule: messenger RNA, 3530 nt
Organism: Siniperca chuatsi (mandarin fish)
Lineage: Eukaryota; Metazoa; Chordata; Actinopteri; Centrarchiformes; Sinipercidae
Product: aminopeptidase Ey-like
Exons: 21
Coding region: 280-3177 (965 amino acids)
Biological process (GO): proteolysis; peptide catabolic process
Cellular component (GO): cytoplasm
Molecular function (GO): zinc ion binding; peptide binding; metalloaminopeptidase activity
Source: RefSeq, a predicted model, not a curated record
UGUGCAAUAUCCUGUAUGAUGUCUCAUGCAUCAUUUGGACAGACUAAUCCUGGAUCUACUUGGGAAGUUACAGAUUCUGCCUGAUCUUGUAUAAAAAGUAUUCCCCUUUGGCAACAAACUGAAGCUCUUCAGGACACAUCUUCAUAUGAGAGAUCUGGCGCAUUUCUUGGCGCAAGUGGACAAGCAGCUGACGUGCUAAAAGUGAGUGCAGCGUGACAGACAACUCUGCUUUAAAAUCUGAUUCCACAAUCAACAGUUGAAAAAGGCUAAAUACAAGACAUGAGGAAAGGCAUCUACAUCACCAAAGCGGUAGCAGUCACCUGUGUGGUAACUGCCAUUGGUGCUGUGGCCACCAUCAUAGCCCUGUCUGUGGUUUACACACAGGAGAAGGCAAAGAAUGAAGCGACACUUCCAUCCACUACUGGCCCCAGUACCACCACCCCCAUCCCCACCACGCCCUCCACCCCGAAGGAGCCCUGGCAGCGCUACAGACUUCCAGACUCCCUCGCUCCUGUCUCCUACAAUGUGACCCUGUGGCCACGGCUGGAGCCCAACGCAGAUGGCCUGUACAUCUUCACAGGGAACUCCACGGUGGUCUUCAGAUGUGUGAAGGAGACUGACCUCAUCAUCAUCCACUCCAACAAGCUGAAACUCACCACAUUCGACGGACACUUUGCCAAGCUGAGGGGCCUCAACGGAGACACUGCACCCAGCCUGAAAAACACCUGGCUGGAGGUCCCCACCCAGUACCUGGUGGUGCAGCUCAACAGCCCGCUGCAGGCCGGCGGCAUGUACGAGCUCUUCACCAACUUUGUUGGAGAGCUGGCCGACGACCUGGGAGGAUUCUACAGGAGUGAAUACAUGGAAGAUGGGGUAAAAAAAGUUGUGGCCACGACUCAAAUGCAGCCAACGGAUGCCAGGAAAGCCUUCCCCUGCUUCGAUGAGCCCGCUAUGAAAGCUGUCUUCCACAUGACUCUCGUGCACCCCCCUGAGACUGUGGCUCUGUCCAACGGCAUGAACUACGACCCUGUUAGCAUCACUGUGGAUGGCCAGAAUUUAAUCCAGACAAGCUUUGAACCCACAGAGAUUAUGUCAACCUACUUGCUGGCUUUUGUUGUGUGUGAUUUUACAUUCAAUGAGACGAAACCGGGUGCAGACAUUUUGAUCAGGAUCUGGGCUCGCAAGAAGGCUAUAGAGGAGGGCCAGGGAAAUUAUGCCCUGGAGAAGACUGGACCCAUACUGGCAUUCUUUGAGGACUACUACAACUCUUCUUACCCCCUGAGCAAGUCAGACCAGAUCGCUCUUCCCGACUUCAGUGCUGGAGCCAUGGAGAACUGGGGCCUGAUCACUUACAGAGAAACUGCCCUCUUAUAUAAUCCUGCCGUGUCAUCCAAUGGAGACAAGGAGUGGGUGGCAACAGUCAUCUCGCAUGAACUCGCUCAUAUGUGGUUUGGGAACUUGGUGACCAUGAGGUGGUGGAAUGACUUGUGGCUCAACGAGGGGUUUGCCACCUAUGUCUCUUAUCUUGGAGCCAACUAUGCUGAACCAACGUGGAAUAUGAAAGAUUUAAUAGUUCUGAAUGAGAUCAUUGGUGUGAUGGCAGUGGAUGCCCUGGCCUCCUCCCACCCCCUCUCAUCCAAAGAGGAGGACAUCCUGAAGCCAGAGCACAUCAGUCAACUGUUUGACUCCAUCACAUACAGCAAGGGAGCUGCAGUCCUCAGGAUGCUCUCAGAGUUUAUCACUGAAACUGUCUUUUCCAAAGGACUCCAUACAUACUUAGAGGAGUUCAAGUAUAAGAACACAGUCUACACAGACCUCUGGAAGCACCUGCAAAUGGCAGUGGAUGAAGUCGGCAUUAAGCUGCCCCACUCGGUGGAGGUUAUCAUGAACCGCUGGAUCCUACAGAUGGGGUUCCCAGUGGUCACCAUCAACACCCAGACUGGAAAAAUCACACAGAAACACUUCUUGUUGGACCCAGACUCUGUUGUGGACAUCCCUUCAGAGUUUAAUUAUGAGUGGUUUGUCCCUAUUACAUGGAUUAAGACUGGUGGAGCUGAACAGCAGUACUGGCUUCUUAACAAAGAAGCUACAAACACAGACAUGACUCUUGCUACUGACGAGUGGCUGGUGGCCAACAUAAAUAUGAAGGGCUUCUACAGAGUCAACUAUGACUCUGAAAACUGGGAGCGUCUCCUCACCAAGCUGAGCGCCAAACAUCAGGAUAUUCCAGUGAUCAACCGAGCUCAAAUUAUCGAUGAUGCAUUUAACCUCGCAAGGGCACAGAUGGUGAACACAACUCUGGCUCUGAGGACUACCAAGUUCCUGGAUAAAGAAGUUGAAUACAUGCCCUGGCAGACAACCAGGCGCAACUUGGACUACUUCUUCCUCAUGUUUGACCGCAGUGAAGUAUAUGGACCCAUGCAGGCUUACAUAAAGAAACAGGUCACUCCUCUGUUUAACCACUUCAAAGGUCUCACUCUCAACUGGACAAAGAUCCCAGAAAAGCACACCGACCAGUACAACCAGGUGAAUGCAAUCUCCUUGGCCUGCAGCACUGGAGUGGAAGGCUGUCAGGAGCUGACCACUGGCUGGUUCAGAGAGUGGAUGAAAAACCCAGCUAAAAACAACAUUAGUCCCAACCUGAAGUCCACAGUGUACUGCAGUGCAAUUGCAGCAGGAGGAGUGGAGGAGUGGGACUUUGCUUGGUCCAUGUACAAGAAUGCCACCAUCGCUUCAGAAGCUGAUAAACUCAUGUAUGCACUGUCCUGCACCAAACAGCCAUGGCUGCUGAACAGGUAUCUGCAGUAUUGUCUGGACCCAGAGAAGAUCCGUAAGCAGGAUGCCACCUUCACCAUCGUUUACAUUGCUAGUAACCCCAUCGGUCAGCCUCUGGCUUGGGACUUUGUCAGAGCCAACUGGAACCAUAUAUUCAAUGACUAUGGUGGUGGAUCAUUUUCCUUUGGAAGACUAAUUUAUGGAGUGACCAAACGAUUCUCCACUGAGUUUGACUACAAGCAGCUGCUGCAGUUUAAAGAAGACAAUGCAGGACAGUUCGGCUCGGCCACCUCGUCUCUUGAGCAGGCACUUGAGACAACCAAGACCAACAUGAACUGGGUGGCCAUGAACAAGGAACAGGUGCAUAAAUGGUUCACCAGCGAAGCUUCUUCUCCACUAUAACACUCUCCAUUAUGUUGUUGGACUAGAUUGUUCUACUGACUUUUAAUCUGGCUGGAACCAAAUUUAUUAUUAUAAAUGUUCUGAAUGUGCUGACACUUUUAAAAAUAUAUAGUUUUGAUUAAGCCUUUUUUCAAAUAAAGACUAUUUGAUACCAAAAUCUGGUUUCGCAUGUGGAAAACAUGUUUUAAUACUGUAUGUACUGCCAAUGUUUGAAAGACAUUAGAGGAGUUUCAAGAUUUUAAAUAAUUGUCACAACACAAAUGUGUGAUAUUCUAUGCUCACCUGGCUGCAUCCCCAUAUUUUUUUUACAUCUUCUGUGGAUGCCAUUCUAUGAAAUAAAAGCCAUUUUGUGA